Sclerotinia borealis F-4128 is the source of this 1191-nucleotide messenger RNA. The record is from the annotation of a GenBank genome assembly. NCBI's taxonomy places the organism in Eukaryota, Fungi, Ascomycota, Leotiomycetes, Helotiales, Sclerotiniaceae.
AUGGCUUCUCAUGCCCUAGAAUCGCGAUUUGAGCGGAUGUCGGUGAAUGAUGAGAAUGAUCCAGGAGAAGGAAAGAAAUACAAAACCAAGAUCGCAGCCACUACACCUUCAAGUACUCAAUUAUCACAAAAUGCCAAUCGAGCAAAUCUUCUCAAGAUCGCCUUACAAAAUAAGAACACAACAAACACAAUCACGACCGUCACAGCGUCAUCGCAUGAGGCUUCCUCUCCGUCAAGAAAGCCAACUACAUCCUCGCGAGAAUCAGAACAAGUUAUUAAGGUUGAGCGCAAAUCGAAUCCUAUGUAUCAAGAACCAGCUCCAGCAAAACAAUUUCACCUCGGGAUGUUUGAAAUUGGUCGACCUCUGGGCAAGGGGAAAUUUGGCCGUGUGUAUCUGGCAAGAGAACGAGGGACAGGAUUCGUUUGUGCCUUGAAAGUUCUACACAAAAAUGAAAUACAAAAGGGCAAGGUAGAAAAGCAGGUCCGACGAGAAAUCGAAAUUCAAAGCAAUUUACGACACCCAAAUAUCCUCCAACUAUAUGGCCACUUCCACGACAGUAAACGAGUCUUCCUGAUCUUGGAAUUCGCUGGCAAGGGAGAACUCUACAAGCAUCUUCGUAAGGAGACGAAGUUUCCGGAAUGGAAAGCAGCUCAAUACAUUGCGCAAAUGGCCGCCGCACUGAAAUAUCUUCACAACAAGCACGUCAUGCAUCGAGACAUAAAACCAGAAAAUAUUCUUGUUGGCAUCCAUGGCGAGCUCAAGAUUGCAGACUUUGGUUGGAGUGUCCAUGCACCAAACAGCAGAAGGGCUACAAUGUGUGGAACUUUGGAUUAUCUUCCACCAGAGAUGUUGCAAGGGAAUAGCAACUACUACAAUGAAAAGGUUGAUUUAUGGAGUCUGGGAGUUCUGAUGUAUGAGUUUCUGGUUGGCGAAGCUCCUUUUGAAGACACCCCAGUCAUGACACAGAGGAGGAUAACAAGAUGCGAAAUGACAAUACCAAGCUUUGUAUCCACUGAGGCAAAGGAUCUCAUUAAAAGGCUGCUUGUACUUGACCCCGACAAACGAAUUCCUCUCGAACAGGUUCAGACGCACCCCUGGGUUAUUAAGCAUUGUGUGAAGGGUGAGCGAGCUAGUAUGCGGGACUCAAAAUCAACCAGUAGCAAGUCUUCGCUGGACCCUGAAGGGGAAUGA